AUGAAUAUGUCAGUACAACACCUGGUGAACAAAUAUCACAGUAAAGAGCAACUCUCUCAGACAGGAAUAUGGGAAGGGGUGCUGUACGAAGCAGAUACGAAGCGUUAUCUGGAUAGAGGGUGGUGCUGGAAGAUACUGCUGCUUUCAGAAGUGGAUCUAGAUGAGUGGAGUGAGAUGGAGCAACCGGUUGCUGCAACAUAUGGAGUGGACAAGGUGCGGAAUUUGACUGAAGGACACUUGGAACAGCUUCGUGAGGUAAGUGGUGAUAUGGUUGUUCAAGAUGAUAGGUUAAAGGAGAGGGCAUCACUGGAGGAGCAAGUGGAAAUCAUAACGCUAGAUGUACAACGGCUGUUGAUAGACCGUAUAUUUGCUGAGCAAAAUGUGCAAGAUGACAUGAUUGCAAUUCUGUCGCAAUAUACAGAAGAAACAGGGAGGCCCUAUAAGCAAGGAUACCAUGAGCUAUGCGGUAUAUUAUACAUGCAAUUGUACCAUAAUGGUUAUCGCGAAAGUAUUCGGCAUACCAGUAUACAAAUGGUUAAAUGCUUUCUUGGUAAGGUGGCUCCGACGUUUUACGAUGAAGGUAAUUUGAUUCAAUGGACGAAGGAGACAUUUGAGCCUAUGCUGAGCCAUGCGUCGCCUCAGAUUUACGAGCAGUUACUCUUUCAUCACCAGUUAGAUAAUUCAAUCUGGCUUAUUCGUUGGACUCGUUUGCUCUUUUUGCGUGAAUUUGAUCUAGAUUAUACGAUUCAACUGUGGGAUCAUAUCUUAACGUUCCGGUACCCUGUGCCGGAAUUAGUAGCUGCAAUAGCUGUUGUAAGUCUGGUACUUGUAGUGCAAGAGUUACAUUCCUGUGAGGAUCAUGGCGAUUUGAUGGCUUUACUGCUGCACUAUCCUGUAGAAAACCUGACUCCCCCACGGCAAUUGAUGAAGACUACCAAGCUACUUGUGGAAUACUGGCUCAGCGGACAACACAGUAGAAUGCAACCCGUAUGUGACACGCUGAUCGAGGAGCAUAAUUCCGACUGGUACCGGCGCAUGAAGGAUAGUGCCGAUAGUGGUCAACGUCUGAGAUUGGAAGAACGGUUGAAGCGGCGUGCAGAGUCAAGGCUUAAGGGGCGUGCAUCUGUUAGAUAA
Messenger RNA from Eremothecium cymbalariae DBVPG#7215, 1134 nucleotides. It is a transcript of the gene GYP6, whose product is annotated as GTPase-activating protein GYP6. The transcript has a single exon. Gene Ontology annotation, biological process: activation of GTPase activity. The coding region runs from base 1 to 1134 and encodes 377 amino acids. Lineage: Eukaryota; Fungi; Ascomycota; Saccharomycetes; Saccharomycetales; Saccharomycetaceae. The record is from RefSeq and is a predicted model, not a curated record. Gene Ontology annotation, molecular function: GTPase activator activity.